Messenger RNA from Actinia tenebrosa (Australian red waratah sea anemone), 1005 nucleotides. RefSeq names its product inward rectifier potassium channel 2. The record is from RefSeq and is a predicted model, not a curated record. Gene Ontology annotation, biological process: potassium ion import across plasma membrane; regulation of monoatomic ion transmembrane transport. Gene Ontology annotation, molecular function: inward rectifier potassium channel activity. Lineage: Eukaryota; Metazoa; Cnidaria; Anthozoa; Actiniaria; Actiniidae. Gene Ontology annotation, cellular component: plasma membrane.
GUGGUCACAUUUGCUGUUUGUGGGAAGGAAAAACGGAAAUAUACUUCUUCUUGUUUUUUAGCAAUCCCAUCCAGUUCAAAUGCACAAAAUAAAGAUAGGAUUAAAAUUAAUUAUUUUCUGGGAACAAGUAAAACACAGAAUAUUAUUAAGCGAAAAGAAUUGGAAAUGGGUUACCUAUAUACAUUUGAGUCGAAAAUCCCUGGGUGAAAUAAGGAUUAAACCAGCAACAUUCGCUACAGGAGAAACGAUUUUUUUGAUUCGCUAAAAAACAAUAAUUGUCCUCAAUAUCGUUGUGUGAUCUUCAAAACCAUGAGUUCCAGAGAUAAUUUGAUUGACCCGUCAGCUCAACCAGUCUAUUAUUCAACUAAUCACGUUCAAAGCCUCGACGAAUCUCAACCAUUUCGUCCCCAAAGACUGAUGGAUAUCCCACCAUCUUCUCCAAGUUUUGAUCCCAAACAAGACGAACUACGCUUGUUCGAGCCCAGGAAAAGACUCGUAAAUAAGAAAGGACGACUUCAAGCUAUUGCCCAGAAAGUACCGAAGAAGGCUAAGCUUUAUUUAUCGGAUGUUUUCACUACUUCAAUAGACUUGAAGUGGCACUGGGUUAUUCUUCUGUUUUGCUUGUCUUAUAUAUUUUCAUGGUUUUUCUUCGGUACUUUGUGGUGGUUUAUCGUUCUUGGUAGAGGGAAAGACUUCCUGGUUUAUACAUCUAGUAUGUAACUAUGACAACAAUGUCAGUAUGUUAUCUGCUGAUACAGGUGGUUGCAAUGGAAUUACAUGAACAUAUUUUACUGUAGAAACUUACUUACGAAGUGUUUCAAGCAAAAACAAUGGCAACUUUAACAAAUUUUAAUUCGUUUUGUAAGAAAUAUUGGCAUAAGUUGGAAGAUAGUAUGUUAAUAAGUUCCUCUGGUCUUUCAUAUCUCCUCAAAUUUCACAAUGAAGAUACCUUUGAAAGGGGUCAGCUCCUUUAAGACUCAAAAAAAAAAAAAAAAUUUUUAUUUA